AUGACACAAAGAAGAAGGAGAAAAGGCGCGGCGCCUCGAGGAGAGGUCCCCGGCUCCUCCGCUCCACAAACGCAGAAAGGAAGUACGCCUGGAGGUCCUCCAUCGAAAGGAGCUGGUUCUCGAUCAGCAGCGCCUCCUGAAGCUCCAGCGCGCGUUCAUCAAGAGGUUCCCUCGGGCCACCAAGAAGCGCCGAUGAGGACGACUGGUCAGCUGAUUCGAGAGGAGAGCCGUUUUCGUAUGGUUGAGCUGCAGGAAGCUCAGCACCUCGUCGAUUGCGAAGUUCGGCGCCUCAUCCACGCAGAGCUGUCUCGCUUCAAUCGUCUAAGGGGCAAAGCCAAGAUCCCAGGUGGCAGACAGCGGGUGAGCUCUGAAGACUUGGCGCCUCGUGAGGACGAGGGACCUGGGCAGCGUCAUCGAGAGGAUGCCGAUGACAGCGCCACACGCCGUGGGUGCGUGAUGAGUCCACCUCCUUUGACAAAUGUCGUUAAGCCGCCCUUUUUAGACCGUCGCGUGGCUAGUUCCGUGCUCGCCCCGCGGCCAUUUCCGGCCUUCCGAGCGUCCGUUGUGGAUGGGUACGCGGUGCGGCUGCCGCUGGAAGCUGGCGCGUCCCGCCUGUCUUCGGAUAUUUUCUGCGCUCCACAAAACACAGGGCCAGAGAGCCCCGAGCGCUCGCGCCUGGCUUUGCGCAUCGUCGGGAAGGUGCGCGCCGGCAGCGGCCUCUCAGCAGUCAGCGACGGGCCCCCGACGAACUCCCGGCAGCACCCUCACAGCCAGCGGAGUGCGGUGGAAGGCAACUCAGAAAGCAAUAACGUGACGACACGGCUGCGGAAUGGAUGCAGCGACCGGCUGCAUGGGCAGUCUAAGCUUGGGGACGCGGACACCAAACAGCAACAUGGGGCCGUGUCUCCCCAGAAAGAGCGAGAGUCGAGCUCUGCUCGAGACAGUUCCCUGCCAGUCACGCCGCAUGCGUCGUCUGCAUGCGUGUAUGUGACAACAGGCGCGCCCGUCCCUUCCCAGUUUCAGGCCGUCAUCCCAGUGGAGGACUGCGUCGUGGACAAGGAGAACGCUCUGUGCAUGCCGGACGCAUCCGCAUGCGCGGCCCUCCGACCCGGGACCAACAUCCGAGCCGUGGGCAGCGACGUCGCCGCAGGCACGCCGCUCUUGGAGCGAGGCCAGCUCGUGGGGCCUGCUGAGGAGGGGCUCCUUUCCAGUUUCAACAUCCGGCAACUCGAGGUGCUCCGGCGCCUGAACGUGCACACACUGGCGAUCGGAGACGAGCUUAUCAGCAGCGGGGCGGGUCAGGGCCUGACACCCCGCAGCGCCCGCGACGAGGGCCGGCGCCCGUCUUCUGCGCCCUCUGGAAAGAGGGGCGUGGACGGACUCUCCUCUCUCAGCGCCUCCAGUUCCCUCGCGUCUCUCGCGGCCGAGGUCUUCGAUAGCAACUCCCCCACGCUGGCUGCUCUGAUUGCCCGUCGCUGCCCCAGUGUCGGCGUUCGCGCUCAACACCUCCUCCCGGACAGCACCUCAGCCGUCCGCCGCCUGCUCCUGCGCCUGGCGGCAGGCGCCCCCGACGCGACACCUGUGGGCGUCGCUGCAAACGCAGGAGACAGGGAAGAUGAGGAGAGCGCAACCCCUCCGUGCUGUCCCUGCGUCUGGUGCUCGGCAACGCGCUCGACAGACGGCGAGGCUUCGGAGCGCGAUGCAGACGACGGGGCCGCAGACGUGCUUGUCACUACCGGCGGCGUGUCGAUGGGAGACAGCGACUGCGUCAAGCUCGCGCUUCUGCAGCUGCAUGAGGAGACCCAAAACAUGCGCGAGAAGCGCCCCACAGGGUCUCAAGACAGAACUGCGAGGGACGACAAGGAAUCGCGGUGUGCGUUGAAAUGUGAGAGUGGCUGCUGCGCGUUUCGGGUCGAGACAGACAUUCACUUUGGCCGUCUGAAUUUGAAGCCAGGGAAGCCUGCCAUCGUCGCCUCGCUUCGCGCGCACAGGUGCCCUCGCAACGAGCACCAUGGAUCCGCGGGCGGAGCGACGACCAACACCUCCUCUCCCUAUCGGACCCUGCUGGUGUUUGGUCUUCCCGGCAAUCCCUGCAGCUCUUGGGUGCUGUUCCACCUGCUCGUCGGCCCCGCUCUGCAGUUCUUUUCUUCGUUUUCGCCGUCAUUGUCGCUCUCUGGAAGCCUGCCACCGCAGAUGCCCGUGACGCUGGCUGCUGCGGUGUGCCCUGACGUCAGCCGGCCUGAGUUCCAGCGCGCCCUCGUCUAUGUCGACUUCGCUUCGGGGCAGCGGGGCUUUCAUGACGACGCAUUAGACGAACAGCUUGCGUCUCCGGAUUUGCCUUUUGCCCCAGUCCCCUCCGCGCCAACGUAUCCGGAGGCGGCGCUGUCGACCGCCCAGCAGAGGCUGUUAUCGCCCUCCACCUACCUCCACGCUUUUCCAACCGGCCCUCAGCAAAGUUCGCGCCUGCUAAGCUGCUGCGCAAACGCAAACGCUCUUCUCUUGGUACCUCCUCAACAGAAGUCUGGCCGCGGUCGCUAUGAGGCAGGGGAGGCCUUGUGGGGGUGGCUGCUAGAUUCACCCUUUCCCACGCCGCCCAAGAUACUUCUGAACCUGGUGAAGCUCCAAGGAAAGCACCAGAGCUUCACGAACUCCGCUGAGAGAGGCGCCUCGUUGCAGUUCCAGGGUGCCGGCUGCCGAUGCGGAGGUCACCAAAGUCGGGACGUGUCCGCCCACAGGCCCGUUGGGCUCGUUGACAUGAACGCGAAGCGCACUGAGAUCCUCACACCGUCGAGUGCUGGUGCGGAGGGGUCACGCGUUGAACCUGCAGCGAAGGAGGAGGACCGAUCCAAGAGUACCUCUGUGAACACGCUCAGACCCGUGGGCAGUGUUUCGACAGCCAGCAGCCAACGCGCCUACGCAGAGGCGCGCCAAGGGACGCGGCGUCACGCGCGCGGCCAGCGAGCCGGCUGCGAAGCCCACCAGGUGGCUCUCACCUUUUCCCCUUCGGCGGUCGAUGCUGCAGUUGCUCCCUCGACGCAGUGCGGUCACGAAAGCUCGGAAGACCAAAUGCGUCACGCACCUGGCGCCGCGCACAAAGGAAGUAAGUUCUCAGAAGUCGUGGCGGGCUCCGACCUCCUAUCAAGUCCAUCAAGUCUAGCCACGGCGCCUCGGACGACCACGGAGCAUGCGUCUCAUCGCCACGCGGCAGAACACUCAAAAGACAGAGUUUCCUGUUCGCUUGGCAUUGUUGUGGUUUCCGACCGCUGUUUCCGCGGUGAAAUGAGGGAUGCUUGUGCCGAAGCGGCCCUCAGUACGCUCCGCUCCGCCUCGCCCCUCGAGAGCUGCUUGCCUCCACUCGAUGACGCCAUCGUGACCAGCGAGGCUACCCUCGCCAAAGGAGCUCUCACCUUUCACGGGAACCGAGUGACAGUGCUUGUCGUCCCUGACGAAGUGCGUCGGGUGCAGGACGCUGUGAUGUCCUUGGUCUGCGAAUGCAGUUGGGCUGGUGAUCAGGCGAGACGCCAUUCUGCGUACGGAGACGCCGACCUUUGCAGCCAUCCGGACAGUUCUCGCUCUUUCCGCCCCGGCCUCGUUUUCGUCUGCGGUGGGACAGGGCUUUCCUCGAGGGAUGUCACGCCGCAGUCUCUGUUGCCGCUCUUUUCAGUGCGCUGCAGCGGGUUGGAGCAUUUGCUUCUGCAGGCGUCACUCGCCUACACUCCGCUGGCGGCGCUGGGGCGCCCGUGCUCAGGUAUAAUUACGUGCAGAAGCCAGACGCGAGCGGGCGAAUCACGCGGAUCGUCGUGUGUAUCGAUUGCAGAGUCCGAGAGACAUCACGUGCACGACGUACACCGUGGGGACGACCGCUGCACUGCCGACGAGUCAGGGAGAGAGCGAAGCACCUCAGUUCCUGUUGCAGGAUGUGGCGGGAGAGCGCUUGUUUUUGCGUUGCCUGGGAGUCCGAAGGCUGUGCGCGAGUGUAUUCAAGCCCUGAUACCCGUUCUGUCCCAUGCUCUCGAUGUGCUGGCAUCGGGAGUAUGA
Messenger RNA from Besnoitia besnoiti, 4038 nucleotides. RefSeq names its product MoeA N-terminal region (domain I and II) domain-containing protein. The record is from RefSeq and is a predicted model, not a curated record. NCBI's taxonomy places the organism in Eukaryota, Apicomplexa, Conoidasida, Eucoccidiorida, Sarcocystidae. The transcript has a single exon. Gene Ontology annotation, molecular function: molybdopterin molybdotransferase activity. Gene Ontology annotation, cellular component: cytoplasm; cytosol. Bases 1 to 4038 code for a protein of 1345 amino acids. Gene Ontology annotation, biological process: molybdenum incorporation into molybdenum-molybdopterin complex; Mo-molybdopterin cofactor biosynthetic process.